AAAAAGAAAGUAAAUAAUCUCCGCAACUGAUAGUUUGAUAAAAUUGUUUGUGAUGAAAUUGUCGUUCAAGUGAAAUUUCCUUAACUACGUUUCUAAUCGAAGUUAGCUUCCAUUAAUUAUGGAAGCGGUACCGAAGAUACCCCUUAUCAGUUUCGAAUUAAAAGUAUCAACAGAGAAUACAAAAUUUGGAACAAAACUUAAACAGUACAUUGCCGAAGUUUAUAAAGAAGAUCCAGAAAGCUACAGUAAUGAGAUUCAUUCGCUCGAAGGGCUACGAUCGGCCGCCGUGAGGCCUACAAUGGAUACGGCAGGCUUGAAAUCUUUAAUUAGAUAUUUUUGCCAACUUCGUGCCAUGCAAAGCCGAUUCCCAAUGAGCAAAGGCCAGCCGGCGGCUUGCAAUUUCACUUGGAAGGAUCUCUACGCAAGCAUGAAUUGUACCUCAGCAUCUGCUAGGUUUGAAUUAGGAUGUAUUCUUUACAAUAUUGGUGCCCUAAAUACCGAACUUGGUGCAAUGGAGCCACGUACCACAGCUGAAAGCCUGAAAGCCACUUGCACUCACUUCCAGCAUGCUGCAUACUCAUUUCAACUCUUGAGAGAGCAAUUUACUCAACCUCCAGGUGUUGAUAUUUCCUCAGAAAUAAUGAGACUUCUCCAGGAAAUUUGCUUAGGUCAAGCCCAGCAAUGUAUUCUAGAGAAGAGUAUACAAGAUACAAGAAAGCCCCGUGUUAUUGGAGCAGUAGCAAUACAAGUUGUUUUAUUCUGCAAAAAUGCUCUGGCUUUACUUGGACCGUCCACUGGUUCAGAAAAUGUUUAUGAAGUUGUUGGUAUAACCCUGUACAACUAUUGGUAUCGGUCCCUUUCUUUUAAAAUGUCAUUUGUUGGAUCUAUUGCCUGUCUGUAUCAAGGAAUGCAUGCUGAAGAGCAGCAGAAAAUGGGUGAGAGAGUUGCCUUUUAUCAACUGGCAGCUGAAAAACUGGCAGAAGCCAGGAAAAUUGCCAAAAACAUGGACUCCAACAAGGUGAUUUUGGAAGCUUUGAACUUUAUGAACGACGUUAUCGAAGGCAAAAAGAAAGCAGCCAAGAAUGAAAAUGAAUUUAUUUAUCAUGAGGAGGUACCUGACAAGGACAUGUUAACGGAACUAAAACCAGUGUGUUUGGUGAAACCAUUGCCAAUUAACUUUAAUGAUCCUGAGUUGUCAGGUUCGGACCUAUUCGCUCGCCUAGUGCCGAUCGCGGCACACGAGGUGUCCUCGGUGUACUCCGAGCAGAAGGCGAAGCUGCUGCGGCACGUGAUGACCCAGAUCGACGCCAAGAACACCGAGCUAACGGAGUUUAUGUCGUCACUGCAACUCGAUCAGCUCGAUGUGCUGGAUUCGGAACAAAAGGUGCCUCAAGAUAUAGUCGACCGGUGUGCGGCGAUGAAUGCCAAGUCGGAAAUAAUACAGUCACUAGUUGAUUCGAUGAACAGUCUGGCCGAAACUAUCAGCGACGUGGAACACUCGUUGGGAGAAAUAAAAAAUCUCAUACAGGAGGAAACAAUGAAAGAGAAAGAAUUCCAAAAGUUAAUGGGUCCACGACCGCCAUCUAUCGUUCAAACAGAACUGUCCCGGGAAUACCACAAGUACCAAGAAGCACACACAAGGACCAACGAGAGCAACCAAGUGUUGCACAAGGCCAUGACGCUACACAUCGCCAACCUCAAACUGUUGGCCCAACCUUUGGACGUGCUGCAAGAGAAGAUACCAAGCAUUGACAAUAUUGAAGGUCUGGACCGCGAGACGAUGUCGGAGAUGCGUCGCGUGGUGGGCAAGGCUCGCGAGAUGCAGGCGCAGCGGGACGCGCUGGUGCAGCAGCUGCGGGACGCCGUGGCCGCCGACGACGUCACCGCCCUGCUGCUCGUCACCAACGAGCCGCCCGAGGACCUCUUCAAACGAGAAAUCGAAAAACACGCGCCCACGGUAAAGAUCCUCGAACAGAAUUUGGGAGCUCAAGAGAAUAUUAUAAACAAGCUAACGUCGUUGUACGCGUCGUACGGAGACUCGCGGCGUCUGCUGUCCGAGGUGCUGAGGAAACGAGAUGGCCUCAUCAACGCAUUAGUGACGUCAUACGACACGUACGAGGAGUUGCUGGGCAAGUCCCAGAAAGGCCAGGAGUUCUACAAGAAGCUAUCGCACAACGUGAACCAGCUGCUGUCCAGACUGAAGAGCACGUGUCAGGUGCAGGAGGAGGAGCGCGCGCAGCUGCUCUCCAAACAGAACACUAAAGCUGUGACGUCAGCGCCAGGCCCGGCCGUGCCCGCCGCGGCGGCGCCCAAAGUCCCAGACGUGGCCGGCCUGCCGCCCACCGGAGCGCCCCGGAAGCUGAAGGACUACCUGCCUUAUAUGAAGAACAGGAGCAAUCCUAGAAACACAGCCCCUCCAGUUCAAAUGGAAGCCUUCCCGCCAGACACGUACUAUCCGGAAACGAUGUACCUCCCCUCCGUAAGACCGGCGCCUGUUGGCUCUGAGGCUACAGACGUGGCACAGAUGCAGCUCCCCGACGGAGUUCUGAUGUCUCAAGCUCAGAACACUUCAUUCACCGACCGUUACAACCCUAACGUCAUGCCCGAAACCUCUUAUGCCCAGAACUAUGCCUACCCGGCCGCCGAGAAACCCUACGACAAGGAUAACUCCGCGUACAAUCCGCACACGCAACAAUAUCCGCCUCAGAUACCAGACCCGCAGCAAGUGUAUACCGGCCCUUAUUACAGCACGCCCCAGAACAGCGCCGCGUCCGUGUCGGAGCCGCAAUCCGUGCAAUAUAGCAACCAACCACCCAACAUGAACACGAAUCCAAAUAUUCAAUAUCCAGUCUACAAUGACCCUUACGCGCAGAAUGUUCAGUCUGUGGCCUCGAGUCACGGCUCCAAUACUUACGCUUCUGCUAAUCAGGCGUAUGCGAAUAACCAGACAGAUUUGAAUGUGAAUUUUGCACAAAUGCAUAUAAACGCUCCAAAGUCUGAACCGUCUGUAGAUCCCUCGCACGGUUACUACAUGCAGUACCCGCAAUCGUCCACGCCCAGUGUUGCGUAUAACGCCGGUUUGAACACGGGCGUGCCCGCUCCUGGGUCACAGCUCCCGACGGACUACAGCUCCCUUAGUUACCAAUACAGUACCGAGUCGGUCCAGUACAGCGUCAGCGCACCCUACAGUGUGCCGGAACAACCGUACAGUUACGUCACGAGCUCGCUCGACAGCGCGUCCCAACACUACGCGACGCAAACGAUCGCGACCGGUGCGAACACGUCGACGACAAACGUCACUAGCACAGUGACGUCACUGCCUUACACGUACCCACCCGAGGCUGAGGUAUACAACCCCGCUUUAGCGCAGAUGGACGCGUUCGAUAAACCGAUCAAAUCGCACGUGACGGGCGAAGCUCUCUCGUCUAGUUUCCAGUCGAACUAUAACACACAGAAUUACAGCAAUAUUCAGAAUUACCAAAAUCCAAACGUGCAAAGCUACCAGCCGACGAGCACCUACGAGGACCAAAGCAAAGUUAAUUACGGCCAGACCUACCAAAAUCAUCCGGGCUAUACACUCAACCAGGCUACCGGUAAUUACGAAUACAAUUACGGUUCGCAAAACUCGUACGCAAACCACCAAGGGAAUGUGGACCCUCAGACCGUGCACAACGACUCGAAUUGGGCCGGACAGCGCUACACCAGCGCCGGCGGAUGCCACACCGUGCAGUCCCCCUCUGAAACGCAAGUCCCCCAAGCACCGACCCAAGAACAGAACAGCAAUCAGUAUUACAACGCGCCGUACGGGUACAUAACGACCACUAACCAGUCGAAUGAAAUGGUCGCCACUCCGCAAACGAUCGGGACCAACUAUGGCGCCAACGUCAAUCAGUCGACUUACAUGCAGUCCGGUCAAGGUCACGAUACCAGCGUUACAUUUACCAGUAAUCAAGUUUUUUCGCAAAAAGAGAAUGAUGUUCAGUCGACUGAACAAAAUGGAGUGUCGACUGAAUCGCGUGAUACAAUGGAGGCGCUGCAGGCUCCGCAGAGUAACGACGUCUCGGUCCAAGAAACUGUUCCAACACCGGUACAGACUACAGAACAAGUUGCGGAGAAUCCGAUCGAGGAAAUCGAGCCAAAGCCGGAAAUUUCCGUAUUCGAUCUUCUAUCGGACAUAGAUUUUACGGUUGAACAAAAACCGUUGAUGCCCGAGAUAAAAGUGCCACAAAUAUCCGAAAGUGCCAUACGGAAGCAAGUGCUACCUAAACCAGAGCCAGCGAAGGCUCCCAAAGAAGAGGCGCUUGUCCGACCGGCCAAGAGAGAUAUCUUCUCGGACCCCAGUCUACUCAACCAGUUCACGCAGGAAGUGAAGAACUUGCAGAGACUGGUGGAUUCGCUGACCAACAGAACUCCCAGUGGACUGACGCUAUUGGAUUCGAAAUGGAAAAUGUAUCAAGAUGUACAACUGAAGGAAAACAUGACUAGGUCUAAAACGAUAGCGAUGAAACACAGCCGCGGGAACAUUGUGACGGAGGUGGUGCCCUUCGACGACUCGCGCCUGACGCUCAAGUCCGACCCUGACGCUUACAUAAACGCCUCUCAUUACAAGCAAUUAGCCUCAUGGUGUAUACCCUUAGUGAUCUCUAAAAAUCCAAGUGAAGAUGAAUAUGGAAUCUUCUGGAAGUCAGUAUUAGAAAAUAAAAUCAGUUGCAUCGUGUGUUUACUGAGUGAGAUUGAGCUGCAAGGAAAGUCGUACUGGCCGACGGCCAAGGGACAGUCUCUGGAGCUGUACGGUCUGAAGGUGCUGCUGGAAGAAGUGAACUGCACCGUGCACUGGACCGAGCGGAGGCUGCGCGUCGCCGGCGGCAGCAGCGUGCACGCCGUCACGCACUACCAGAUCAACGUGUUCCCUGCCAAAAUUGUUUGCUCACCCCUAGUGCUUCUGGUAGAUAAAAUUCUGAGUCAAACCUAUGAAAAUCGUCUGUGCAAUCAACUGUGCGGCGCGUGGAUACAGUGCGGCGCGGGAGCGGGACGCAGCGCCGUCGUCGCCGUUCUCGUUAUGGUCAUGUGCCAGGUGCGAGCGGGACAACUAGAUUUGUGCGAUAUGCUAGACGCCGGCUGUGUCAACUUGUACAAAGGUCGCGCGAACAUUCUGGAAGACACGAAGUAUCUAGCCGACGCGUACAGAACCGCGCUGUUUUACGUACAAGGCGUACUUUGUUCUGGGACAACGAAUUUCAACGGUGAAGCAGUUUCCGGACCAACAGGAGCCUCCAUCCUCCCUCCGGUCACUCCCACCCCUAACAACUCCAACUCCGCCACGCCGCAGAAGAAAUUCUCUCGGGAAUCGUUCGAGGAGAUGAAGCAAGCUCCCGGCCUCAAGAGCGGAGACAUGAAAGACCCCCUCAACUUUUUGGAUCCGCUGUGGAGCUUGAAGAAGAAAUAAGACUGUUUCUAUAUAGAUUUUACUAAAUUGUUUGCUAUGCUAUUGGUAGCUUUGUACGUGUCUCGAGCGACGCGUCCAUAGUAUCCAAUAGCUUGUACGAUUCCAGAUUAAAGUUAAAUAAAGUUUAAAGUAACGAAAACAGUUUCGAGACUAGAAUCGAAAUGGUUCAGUGGUCGGAUAUUUAUAUUUACUGAUUUUCUCACAUCCAAGCAAAAUAUAUUUAUUUUAGAUGUAACCUUAAUAUGGUCAAUAUACAGAAGCUUAAAUUAGACUGUGAUUGAAUAUUAAUAAAAAUAAUUACUAAUUAACAACAAACGGAUUAGUGAAAUUCGUUUUUUUGAGUAUUUGGUUCUGAUUACAAGAAAUAAUGUGAUUAUAAAACUUAGGUUAGUCGACGUUAUCUAAGAAUCACUAUGGCCAUUUUCCAAAUAUGUAGUGUAGAAUAUGCACUCGUUGAGCUAAAAUGAACAAGCCGAUGUUUUCUCUCUCCGACAAAAUCACCUCGUUUCCAUGUGACGAAAUAUUCACCAAUGUUGCCAACAAUAAAAAAAGAAUGGAUGAUGAAAAUGAAAUACUAUCACGAAAUAAAAAAGUGAUAUACACAUAUAAAUAACGAACAACUCGAUCGAAUACGUGAAAAUGUUAUUUAAUUUCUUUGAUCAGUAUUAAUAGGUCACAGAAAUAUAGAAAAGUUAAUAAUAAAAUGACGAUGUUGCAUUGAAUAAAAAAAUUCGACUGAUAAUAAAAUUAAAACGAUAAAAAGUAAAUGUAAAAUUAGAUAGAACUUUAGAUAUUAUGAAAAAUAAAUGAUAUUAUUUUUUUCCAAGGGAAUUAUAUUUAAUCUAUACGUAAAUAUUACUAAAGACGUGUACGCAAAAUGUGUAAAUCAUAAAAUUACUUUUAAAUUUGAUAAAAACAUAUUAUUCUAUUAUAAAAGAAUACAUAUUAAACUAUUGAAGUAUUGAAAUUAAAGCAUUUGUAAACAAAGUUUAAGUCUAACCCAUAAUUUUUUUGAAUUGCAAAUCAGUUUUAUUUUUAAUAUUUUAGUAAUGAUUCAGCUGUCAACCAUGACAAGUUUGACAGCUGUCAAGUCUAUAGAGGAUUUAUGCGACAAUCGCAUAUAUAGGAAGUUCGCCCCGGGAGUCAGCUCGCUAGGCUGUGACGGGUAGCACGUGAUUACCCAUCCUAUGCGGGUGUUGUGAAUACAUUUUUAGGGUAUAGUUCGUGGAUACAGUUACUGGCGGUAGGACCUUUUGUGAGUCCGCACGGGUACGUACCAUACUCUGCCUAUUUCUGCCGUGAAGCAGUAAUCCGUUUCGGUUUGAAGGGUAGGGCAGCCGUUGUAACUAUACUGAGACCUUAGAACUCAUAUCUCAAGGUGGGCGGAGGCGUGCCUGACGUUUGGGCUCAGGUGACCACUUGAAACCAGGUGGGCUGUGAGCUCGUCCACCCAUCUAUGCAAUAUGAUUUGUUACAAAUCGGUGAAAAACGUUGGGGCCAAUAAAUCAGCUGUUUGUCACGAGUUCAUAGUCUCGGUAGUGAUUUUUAUUUGUUUAAUGGAAGAGGGGGUGUACAAUGGGUUCAGAGCCCUUCGUUCUCAUGUCAGAGCGAGUCUUGUCGCUUAAUCCGCUGAAUGUUAUUCAUCCUGGCUGAGCCCUUGCUCGCCCCACCUGUCCUGGUGAAACUGGGAAGACCUCCGGGCCACCAGUAAUCUCUCAAACUUAAUAAAAAAAGGUUAUUUGUUAUUACAUUAGUGUCUUGUUAUUCGUGGAUGAUAAACACUAACCUUUUUUUUAUUGCCUUUGUAGGCCGACGAGGAUACGGUACGACUGAUGGUAAGUGGUCAGCGAGCGUACGAGUGAUGGUAAGAGGUCAGCAAUGCUAAGGGCACAGGCAAGUCGCUGCCUGCCGUAAGGUACUCUUCGCAAGCCUCGUUGGAAGAAGGACAUGUCAGCGCUUAGGAAACACCGUUGAGCUCAUUCUAAAGACUAAGGUUAAUGGAAACCUGUAUUCACACACUGAAUAUGAAUACUUGCAGGCUCAUGUGAGUUUCUCUCUCUCUUCAAUCGGUCCUUCAUUGCUGAGGAUCGUGACUCAGUUUGAUUCCGUCAACUAGCUGUCUCCAUCGAUCCCGUUCUGUAGCUUGGUGGAGUGCGUCUCUGAGAAGUAUUUUUAGUUCCUCCGCUGUUUGGUUCGACCAUCGUUUGGGACCUCCACCCUUAGGUCUUGUUCCUUCGAUUUUACCGGUCACCACAAGGCGUUCCAAAUUGCUGAUAUCCCUGCGUGCGACAUGACCAAAAUACCGCAAUAUUUUUUGUAGGCAGGUUGUGGAUAGACGUUGAGUCUUUUCUAUUUUUAAAUGCUUGAGAAUAGAGAUGUAAGGCUAUGUCGUGAAUUUUUUUUUUUUAAAACGUGAGUGUAAUGAAAUGAGAAAGCAGCUAACCAUCGCAUCGGUACGUAUCAGAGUCCCGCUAGUCUGUCAGCUUUUGUUUGCUUUACAUCGCGUGCUACGGAAAAAAAACAUGAUUUUCCAAUUGAGACUUUCCAAAUGAGAGAACUAUCCUUUGAAUUUAUGAAUUUACUUUACUAAGAAUUUUCAUGUCCCGGAACGGUUCCAAUACACCCUGUGUAAUCCCUGUGUAAAUCAUAUGAUCUUUUGUCACAAUCGUGUUGAUUUUUAAAUUAUAAUAGAAGGAAACUAUUUAGGUAUUGUCAUAUAUUUGUUCGAUAAGAUAAUAAAUACAUUUUCUUCGAAUUAAAAUAUAAAUAAAUGACUACACUUCUUUUAAUGCAAAACAAUUUUUUGAUUUGUACUCAUCAACUAAACACACUUUGUAUUAAAUCUUUGAUUUGAAUUGUCUGUGUAAUUUAUUUUAGGUAUUAACAUUCCAUUUAUCUUUUAGUAUUUAUAAUAGAAAACUCAAUUUGUCAAUAUUUUCAACAAAAUUUUGAGUUUUGCAAAUAAGUGUACUAUCUAAAAGUUGCAAAUAAUAUUACGAGUGUAACGAUGAUCCUUAAAGAUUUUCCUUUUUUUUUUUAAACUAAUUGGUAAACCAUUACGUCAUCGAAAGAUUGUUUAAUGGAUUGAUUAGUGAUGUUUACAUGUACUGAAAUAAAAUAAAAUAAAAUAAAAAUGUUCAAAUUA
Molecule: messenger RNA, 8591 nt
Organism: Bombyx mori (domestic silkworm)
Lineage: Eukaryota; Metazoa; Arthropoda; Insecta; Lepidoptera; Bombycidae
Gene: mop
Product: tyrosine-protein phosphatase non-receptor type 23
Exons: 22
Coding region: 119-5446 (1775 amino acids)
Biological process (GO): protein transport to vacuole involved in ubiquitin-dependent protein catabolic process via the multivesicular body sorting pathway; endocytic recycling; early endosome to late endosome transport
Cellular component (GO): endosome
Molecular function (GO): protein tyrosine phosphatase activity; protein binding
Source: RefSeq, a predicted model, not a curated record